Molecule: messenger RNA, 2754 nt
Organism: Menidia menidia (Atlantic silverside)
Lineage: Eukaryota; Metazoa; Chordata; Actinopteri; Atheriniformes; Atherinopsidae
Source: the annotation of a GenBank genome assembly
AUGUCCGAAAUAUUAUUGAAGGAAAUGGAUAGUAUUUUGACAGGUGUAGUGAAGCCAGAGGUGUGCAGCGAUGCCCCUCGGAGCUUCUUGCUUGUGGACGAACAAGAAAACCUGCAGGUCCACGAUGAGGCUGAGUUUGUGGAAAAACUUGGCUGCGCAGAUGUUGCAGGUGUCAAGGUCCUGUCCAUCUUUGGCAACACCGGCGACGGCAAGUCCCAUACGCUUAACCACAUCCUGUUUAGCGGCGAGAGUGUAUUCUACACCUCCAAGUCUCCAAGCUCCUGCACGGUUGGGGUGUGGGCUGCCUACAAUCCCGCUCUCAGCCUUGUCGCCCUGGAUACAGAAGGCCUGUUGGGAGCAGCAGCCAACCAAAACCAGAGAAUGCGACUGUUGCUGAAGGUUUUGGCAGUGUCUGACAUAGUCAUCUAUCGCACACGAGCAGAGCGCCUUCACAACGACAUGUUCCACUUCCUGAGCAGUGCCUCAGUGGCCUACCUGAAGCAUUUCAGCCAGGAGCUGAGGGCCUUGUCCACCCGCUGUGGCCUGGACGUGCCCCUGUCCUCCCUUGGACCGGCUGUCAUUGUCUUUCAAGAGACAACGCACACUCAACUUCUGGGCCAUGACUCCGGUCAAUCCGACAUGCAGCUCCAGAAGCGUUUCCAUGACCUUGGUCUGGGGACUGAGGCCUUUAGCUCAGUGCAGUACGUAGGCACUCAGACCAUCACCCCCCCGACAGACUACAACAGGCUGCUGGACGCCGUCAGGCAGCAAGUGAGGAACACUCACACUCGCUCCCCCCGCCAGCCCGGGAUAGUAUUUCAUGCUCUGGAGGCUCUAAGUGAGCGUUUCUGCGGGGAACUGUCAGACGACAAGAUGACGCUGUACUCCUUCUUUCCAGACGAGUACUUCACUUGUUCCUCCGUCUGCCUUAGCUGCAACCUGGGCUCCAACAAGGUUAGGGCGAGUACUAAUAGUGGUGAAAAAAGGAAGAAGGCAAUGCUUUCCUUGGAAUUAAAGCAAGAAAUCAUAAAAAAGCAUGAGCGCGGUGUGCGCGUGAGUGAUCUGGCUAAAGAAUAUGGCCGGAACAUGUCUACGAUCUCGACGAUAAUUAAGCAAAAGGAAGCCAUCAAAGCGGUCAGACCAUCCAAGGGGAUCACCAUCAUCUCUAAACGUCGCAGCCCUACCCUGGAUGACAUGGAGCGCCUUUUGCUUAUAUGGAUAAAGGACAAGGAAAUUGCUGGCGAUACGAUCACGGAAACGAUCAUAUGUGAUAAGGCCAGCACCAUCUUUUGCGACUUGAAGGCCUCGGGCUCCGGGGUUGAUGCGGGGAAAAGUUCAACCGAUCCGACAACAGAGAAAUUCAAGGCGUCUCGUGGUUGGUUCGAGAAAUUCAAGAAACGGGCCGGGAUACAUUCAGUUGUACGGCAUGGGGACCCCUCAAGUUCAGACACAAAGGCUGCCAACCAAUUUAUUAAGGAAUUUGAAAAUAUCCUGAACGAAGAAGGCUACGUAACACAACAGGUGUUCAACUGCGAUGAGACCGGACUUUUUUGGAAAAAAAUGCCUCGUCGAACAUAUAUCACCGCCGAAGAGAAGAAAAUGCCUGGACAUAAGCCUAUGAAGGAUCGGUUGACUCUUGCCCUGUGUGCCAACGCCAGCGGGGAUUGCAAAAUCAAGCCGUUAUUGGUUUACCAUUCAGAAAACCCUAGGGCAUUUAAGGCUCAUAAAGUCAAUAAGGACUUGCUGCAAGUUUUCUGGCGUGCUAAUGCUAAGGCUUGGGUUACUAGGCUCAUCUUUGUUGAAUGGGUUAAUCAAGUUUUUGGCCCCGCUGUCAAGAAGUACCUUCAAGAAAACAAUUUGCCUUUGAAGUGCUUGCUGUGUUUGGAUAAGGCCCCCGCUCACCCCCCAGGACUCGAAGAUGACAUCUUCGACGAGUUCAAGUUUAUCAAAGUGCUGUAUCUUCCACCGAACACCACCCCUAUCCUCCAGCCCAUGGGCCAGCAAGUCAUCUCUAAUUUUAAGAAGCUUUAUACCAAGUACUUGUUUAAGCAGUGCUUUGACGUCACGCAAAGUGCCAACUUGACUUUGCUUAAAUAUUGGAGGAGACAUUUUAAUAUUGUACACUGCUUGAAGAUCAUUGGUCAGGCUUGGGAGGGAGUGACUCGACUAACCCUUAAUUCUGCUUGGAAGAAGCUUUGGCCUGAUGCCGUUGCUCCUCGAGAUUUUGAAGGCUGUGAACCUGUGCCUCAUCCAGAGCCUGACGUGGAAGAGAUUGUAUCUAUUGGCAAGUCCAUGGGUCUGGAUGUCGAUGAAGACGACAUCACUGAACUCGUCGAGGAGCAUCAUGAAGAGCUCACCACCGAUGAACUCAAGGAGCUGGAGGCGAUGCAGAAGUCUCAGAUCCACGCGCAGUUGAGUGAGACGGAGGAGGACGUCGAGGAUGUCAUAAGUACGGCUGAGAUCAAGCGGAUGUUAGGAUAUCAUCAACAGGUGGUGGACUUCGUUGAGAAGCAUCACCCACAAAAACUUCAGGGCAACGGCGGGGAGAGUUACUGCCACUACGGCUCAAUAGCUCCGUGUGUGCGCGAGUGCGCGCGUUUCGCUCUCUUUUCUCCUGGCCCUCACCAAGAAAAGAGGCCUUGUCUGGUUCCAUUAGCGAUUAAAGCUGUUGCAGCAGCACCACUCAGGCAGGCUUACUCGAGGACAGCGCUGAUAAGGCAGAGGCACGUUCAGCAGCAGUUAGGAGGGGGUUAG